AGGCCAGCCUAAACUGCGUAACGAGACCCUGUCUCAAAAUGAUAAAACAAAAAAUUAAAUUCUCACUGGCCCGGCCCCCAAAUCCACCUUGAAGUUCAGUACCUGUGUUGCUGUGAUACACGUUGCCCUGGCUGAAAGUGGUUGGGGCCGCCUUGAGCUUAUACAAGCACUCAGCAGUGAGGUGCUGGGAGCUGGGCCAGCCAAGGGGAGCAGUGUGGGGAGGCAGGGACCCAAGACCCUAGUGAGAAGGGGCUGAUGAGAGGAGUCACACUGAAUUCAUGAGCAAAUGAUGGGGAGGUCGGGUCCUCUGCAGAGGCUUUGGAUGUGAAGGGAUGCCAGCCUAGGUCCAGGAGUCCCGGCCUCAAGGGGCGCUGCCUGCAUGCCCUCAAAUAGGCGGGAAUGCUGAGGCAGGGAACACCCUCCCUAACACACAUCCCACACACGCCCAUCAUGUGGUCGCCCGCAGGAGGAGGAGCUCAGGGACGACUUUAAAGAUGCAGAGAAAGGCUCCAUUCUUGCUGGACCCUCAGCCUAGCCCUGGCUCAGGGAGGCAGGUGACAGAGAGGCUCUGAAAUGUCUGGUCCUGAUGGGCCUUCUGGGAAGAGGGGCAGAUGGCGGCCAAGGACCAGGUUUGCACACACUGGGAGUGAGACUCUGUGAGCAGAGGGCAUCCUGGCAAAGUUCAGGGGCCUGGCCAGGGAGUGUCGGAUCUGUCUGAGCCAUACCUGGGCCAACCUUUGUCCCACUAUGCAGAGGGUGAGUGAUGGCCACUCUGGGGGACCCUGGAAGGAUGGAGGCAGGUAUGCAAGACAUCAAGCCUUCCUUCCAGCACCAUGAGCUGAGUGGGAAGCCUGGAGUGAUGCCAGCUGGAAUUCAGGACUCUGCUCGCCCUUUCCUGUCCCAGAACAGGACUAUUCCCAGGCAGGAGCCCUCGAGGAGGAUGCUGGGCUCCUUCAAUGCCACCCCCUCAGCCACGCUGCUCCUUGGACUGCCUGCCAACUACACAGGACCAGGGUGCCUGCAUGUGUCCAUCCCCGAAGGGCUCUUCCUUGUCCUGGGGCUGAUCAGCUUGGUGGAGAAUGUACUGGUGGUGGCUGCCAUCAUCAAGAACCGUAACCUGCACUCGCCCAUGUACUGCUUCAUCGGCUGCCUGGCCCUGUCCGACCUGCUGGUGAGCUGCAGCAUCGUGCUGGAGACGGCCAUCAUCCUGCUGCUGGAGGCAGGCACCCUGGUGACGGCACCCACCGUGGUGCAGCGGCUGGACAAUGUCAUCGAUGUGCUCAUCUGUAGCUCCAUGGUGUCCAGUCUCUGCUUUCUGGGUGCCAUCGCUGUGGACCGCUACAUCUCCAUCUUCUACACACUGCGGUAUCACAGCAUCGUGACCCUGUCACGGUCCCAGUGGGCCAUCGCAGCCAUCUGGGUGGCCAGUGUCCUCUCCAGCACCCUCUUCAUCACCUACUACAAGCACACUGCCGUGCUGCUGUGCCUGGUCGCCUUCUUCCUGGCCAUGGUGGUCCUCAUGGCCGUUCUGUAUGUGCACAUGCUCGCUCGAGCCUGCCAGCACGCCCAGGGCAUCGCCCAACUCCACAAGAGGCAGCGCCCAGUCCCCCAAGGGUUCUGCCUCAAGGGUGCUGCUACCCUCACCAUCCUCCUGGGUAUUUUCUUCCUGUGCUGGGGCCCCUUCUUCCUGCACCUCACCCUUGUCAUCCUCUGUCCCCAACACCCUGUGUGCAGCUGUGUCUUCCAGAACUUCAACCUCUUCCUGGUGCUCAUCAUCUGCAACUCUAUCGUGGACCCCCUCAUCUACGCCUUCCGCAGCCCGGAGCUCCGCACAACACUCAGGGAGGUGCUGCUGUGCUGCUCCUGAGCAGAGGGCAAUCUUAGUCUCAGACCAGGGUGCUUGGCAGAGAUGGUGAUAUUUGGUUGUGGUCCUUUCCUUCCUGAAAGUCCCCAAGAAAGUCCCUUGGGUCUGGGGGAUCAGGGUUUUACCAGUCUUGUGGCCACCCACCGACUUCUCUUCUCUCUAUUGCAGUUCUGGGAGGUCAUCAGCGAUGAGCAUGGCAUAGACCCCAGCGGCAAUUAUGUGGGGGACUCGGACCUGCAGCUGGAGCGCAUUAGCGUCUACUACAAUGAGGCCUCCUCUCACAAGUACGUUCCUCGGGCCAUCCUGGUGGACCUGGAGCCUGGGACCAUGGACAGUGUCCGAUCCGGUGCCUUUGGGCAUCUCUUCCGGCCAGACAACUUCAUCUUUGGUCAGUCGGGGGCAGGCAACAACUGGGCCAAGGGCCACUACACAGAGGGAGCAGAGCUGGUGGACUCGGUCCUGGACGUCGUGCGGAAGGAGUGUGAGAACUGCGACUGUCUGCAGGGCUUCCAGCUGACCCACUCUCUGGGUGGGGGCACGGGCUCGGGCAUGGGCACCCUGCUCAUCAGCAAGGUGCGUGAGGAGUACCCCGACCGCAUAAUGAACACCUUCAGCGUGGUGCCCUCGCCCAAGGUGUCCGACACUGUGGUGGAGCCCUACAACGCCACGCUGUCCAUCCACCAGCUGGUGGAGAACACUGACGAGACCUACUGCAUCGACAACGAGGCGCUGUACGACAUCUGCUUCCGUACCCUCAAGCUGGCCACGCCCACCUACGGGGACCUCAACCACCUGGUAUCAGCCACCAUGAGUGGAGUCACCACCUCCCUCCGUUUCCCGGGUCAGCUCAAUGCUGACCUGCGUAAGCUGGCUGUGAACAUGGUGCCCUUCCCACGCCUGCACUUCUUCAUGCCCGGCUUCGCCCCACUCACUGCUCGGGGCAGCCAGCAGUACCGCGCCCUGACCGUGCCCGAGCUCACCCAGCAGAUGUUCGAUGCCAAGAACAUGAUGGCCGCCUGUGACCCGCGCCAUGGCCGCUACCUGACAGUGGCCACUGUCUUCCGGGGCCGCAUGUCCAUGAAGGAGGUGGACGAGCAGAUGCUGGCCAUCCAGAGCAAGAACAGCAGCUACUUCGUGGAGUGGAUCCCCAACAACGUCAAGGUGGCUGUGUGUGACAUCCCGCCGCGUGGGCUCAAGAUGUCUUCCACCUUCAUCGGCAACAGCACGGCCAUCCAGGAGCUGUUCAAGCGCAUCUCGGAGCAGUUCACGGCCAUGUUCCGCCGCAAGGCCUUCCUGCACUGGUACACGGGCGAGGGCAUGGACGAGAUGGAGUUCACCGAGGCUGAGAGCAACAUGAACGACCUGGUGUCCGAGUACCAGCAGUACCAGGAUGCCACCGCUGAGGAAGAGGGUGAGAUGUAUGAAGACGAUGAGGAGGAAUCCGAGGCCCAGGGCCCCAAGUGAAGCCACUCACAGCUGGAGUAUGGGGCCACGUGGCAGCCAGGGCCAAGACAAGCAGCACCUGCCCCAGAGCCAUCUAGCUACCGACACUGUCCCCAACUUUGCUUCCUACCAGCUUGUCCCAGCACCCCAGGGCUCCCAAGUUAGUGUCCUCCGUAUUUAUGGCCAUCCCACCCGGGAGUCCAUGGCUCUGUCCUCCCCAUAUAGGCCACCUCUGCUUCCUGUUGCUCUUGGUCUCUUUGUUUUAUUGUGGCUCCAGGCCUGAUGUUUUAUGGUUUGUUUUUUACUGGUUGUGUUUAUAUAUUUUGGGGGGAUACUUAAUAAAUCUAUUGCUGUCAAAUA
Chinchilla lanigera (long-tailed chinchilla) is the source of this 3667-nucleotide messenger RNA. Its product is annotated as tubulin beta-3 chain. Lineage: Eukaryota; Metazoa; Chordata; Mammalia; Rodentia; Chinchillidae. Gene Ontology annotation, molecular function: structural constituent of cytoskeleton; GTP binding; G protein-coupled receptor activity. The record is from RefSeq and is a predicted model, not a curated record. Gene Ontology annotation, cellular component: microtubule; cytoplasm; membrane. The transcript is spliced from 5 exons. Gene Ontology annotation, biological process: G protein-coupled receptor signaling pathway; axon guidance; mitotic cell cycle.